AUGGACCACAACAUGCAGGAGAAAGUGUCCAUGGCAGAGUUUCAACGCUUGGGCGAUGCUGUGUUGACUCUGAAGGGGAAGGUCGGAUCGCUGGAGCAAAACCUCCGAAAAGGCGCCGAGCAUGUCACUGAUGUGGAGGGCGCCGUGGUGGGUUUCGGGAAGCAGCUUGCAACUUUCAAGCAGGCGUUCAGCGAUUUGAGCCACUCUUCGCAGGCAAGAAUGCUGACGCUUGAUAUUGACCAUCUCCCAGGAGACCGCAAGAGUCGGGCUCAUCGUGAUGCUCCACGAUCUCCAUCUAGAAGCCGCAGCUGA
Molecule: messenger RNA, 312 nt
Organism: Symbiodinium necroappetens
Lineage: Eukaryota; Dinophyceae; Suessiales; Symbiodiniaceae
Source: the annotation of a GenBank genome assembly